GCCCUCUACGUUCGUUGAUGCGGAAUCAAUCUUGAGUGAAUUCACCCGGCAGGAGAUAUUUUCAAAGAGGAGACAUAUUCUUCAAAAAUGGCAGGCAGUGUGGAAAUCCCAAGGAAUUUCAGGCUGCUGGAGGAGCUAGAGGCGGGGCAGAAAGGAGGAGGGGGCGUGGUCAGCUGGGGAAUAGAAAAUGAUGAAGAUAUGAUGAUGAGACAAUGGAAUGGAAUGAUUAUUGGACCAGUGAGGACACCAUAUGAAGGCAAGAUGUAUUCGCUGUCGAUUCACUGCGGAGACAAGUACCCCGAUCAACCACCGACGAUUAGAUUCGUAACGAAGAUUAACAUGAGCUGUGUAUCAUCUGAAGGAUCCGUUAGUUCUAGGAAUUUUGACAUGCUGAAACACUGGCAGAGGAAUUACACCCUCAAGGACUUACUCACGAAGCUCCGAGAGAAAAUGAGCGCAAAGGAAAAUUCAAAAACCCAACAGCCGAGCGAAGGAUCAAUGUUUUAACGGCCAACCCAACCAGUUUAGUUUUUAUGACAAAAAUAAUGGUGAUGAUGAUGCAGGAAGAUCCAGUCAGCUGCCGAAGUCUCCUGCAAAUUAGGGGCCCGUAACACAAAGCUUAGCAUUCAUCGUAGAAGAAUAUCUUUACAAUUGAUUGCAUUGACUACAUGUACAAUUAAUCAAGAAAAUCAACCGUACGAUUGAUCGCUAACCUUUGUGUUGGGGGUCCCUGGGAAGCAUUUCAUGAAACAAAUUUUCACUGACUAAUUAGCCAAUCAGAUGCAAGGAAUUACGGUAGCUUAUAACAUCUUUUGAUGAAAAUCAUUGAUGAAGCUCAUCAUGAAACCGGGGACCUUCAUGAAACAGCAUUCAGUGAGUGAUUUUCAUUGACUAAUGUGCUUUCCGCCAAUCAUAUGCAAGGAUUUACAGUAGCUUAUAAACAUCUUUCGGUGAAAAUCAUUGAUAAAACUCAUCAUGAAACCGGGGAACCUUUUAUGAAACGGCAUUCAGUGAUUUUCAUUGACUAAUGUGCUUUCCGCCAAUCAUAUAAAGUUUGUGCAGAAGUUUGUAACAUCUGUCGGUGGAAACCAUUGACCAACUUGUCAUGAAACCGGGGCCCCGUCUUACAAACAGUUACGAUUGAUCUAGUUAACCUCAAAACAUGUAUAUGGAAAUCCAUUAAUGUCAUAAUUUCUUCUUUAGGAAAUUUGCACAAUGUCCUUUGAAAACAGAGAGAAGCAAACUUAAUUGACAAGAAAACAGUGAAUGUAUGAAUAUACAUCAUAUCUAGAAACUAUUUUGAUGAAACAUGCAUUUUAGAUGUUGACGUUGCUGGCUUUCCGUAGUUGAGAUUGAUUGGAUCAAUCGUAAGUCUUUGUAAGACGGGGCCCGGGUUAACCUUUCGUGAAACAAAUUUAAGGUGAUUUUUCACCGCCAGCUAUUUAGAAGCUACCAGGGGCCGGUUGCAGGAAGUGGCGUUCGAUCGCAACACUGUUAUUAAGACAUACAUCAAUAUGCUAUUAAAUGUAUCUGCUGAUUAUUUCCUCGGGCAUUGAAUGUUACAGGAGAAACCCCUAAAUUACAUUCCUGAUUAUUGUUUAUUACAUAGCAAAUGUGAGAUUACAAACCCGUUGCCAGUUUGCCAAUUUGAGAUAAUAUAGUCUUUAUAGUGAUCUCGGUUUUCAAACUGCCUUGAUAUUUCUUGUUCCUUGCCCAAUUCCUUUAAAAAAAUUUCGCCAUUCUGUUUUUUUUGUUGUAUGCUUCAUGCAAACAUUUUUAUUAUCAAGAUUAGGUCCCGCUUUUAUUGUUUGGAGAAUGAGGUGAUAUCUGUAGCCUCAUCUUCAGACUCAAAGCAUUUUGUUUGUAGUCAAGUAGUGCAAUUUGAAUACUAUCAUACUCUGUGCUUUUAAAAACAUUAGAAUAGUUUAUGCUUAAUAUGCAUUCAUGCAGAAAAGAAUGUUAAGAUACUGUGUUUCGUUCAGCGCUAUAUAAGCAAGUAUAAUCCAUACUAUUAUAAUUUCAUUUUACACUGAAGAUCUGGGCCCCAUCUUACAAAGAGUUGCGAUUGAUCCAAUCAGUCUCAACUGUAUGGAAAUCCAUCAAUGUCAUAGUUUAUUCGACAGGAAAUUUACUCAAUGUUCUUUGUAGACAAAGAGAAGCACACUGAAUCUUCAAGAAAACGAUGAAUGUAUGAAUAUAAUACAUCAUAUUUAGAAAAUAGUUUGAACAAACGGACAGUUUAGAUGUUGACUUUGCUGGCUUUCCAUAGUUGUGGUUGAUCGGAUCAAUUGUGACUCUUUGUGAGACGGGGCACUGCUCUGAUGAGCAGAAAAUAUUUUGAUGUAUACAUAGAUGUAUAAACAUACAUAAAAAUCAGCCUCGUUGACCCUCACUGCUGCAUUACUGCAUGCGUUGUUAUAUAACAAGAUAAAUCUGUUAUAGUCCAUGAUCUCAACUUUUCAUGAAAAAUUCAAUAUCAUCUUUAUAUGCCAUGUUUGAUAUUUUUUGUAAUGUAUUAAUUCUAAUCAAGAUAAUCUAGUUAUCUUUAAUCCUUUUUCAUUGUAUUUUAUAAGCUAUGACCAUGUAUAGAAAAUAGAUAAUGUACAUGAAAAUCAGUUUAGCAGAGAUAAAUCAUGUAUAAUGUAGCCUGUCAUAGACAGAUGAGGGUUUUUUGUGUAAUUUUAGUAUGUUAAAGGGUAAUUCCUCUGUGAAGUCAAGUUGGAUUUAACGGAAGUACAAAACGAGAGAAACCUUAUUACAUGUAUGAAGAAUAUUUGAAACCCUGGGUGGUAUUUCAUGAAGCUGUUCGUAAAGUUACGCACAAACUUUACGAACGACUGGAACAUGUUCUUAUACGUAAGUCAGCUACAUAGGGAUGUAUCAUAUAGCACAAGAAAGGGUUACCAGUUGUUCUUAACUAACGAUCAGCUUUAUGAAACGGCCCCCAGGGCUGGUAUUCAAUUGAUACUUAAGCCAGAAUUUUAAGUACUUUACUCAGUAUUUUGCUUAAGUAAAGUGAAGAAUAUUAGAACCCUGGGCUGGUAUUCAAUCGAUACUUACGCCAUAAUUUUAAGUACUUUACUCAGUAUUUUGCUUAAGUAAAGUACUUGACCAUCUUUGUUUUUCUAUCACAUUUUUUGGCUGUAAAGUAUUUAGCUUAAAUCUAAGUCAGUGGCCAACCUGGCUUACAUGUAUUUACAAACGUGAUGUGCGCAGUCACAUAUUUUGUGCACAGUUAGGUACAUACAUUGUGCAUUAUUUUGGCAUAAACUUAAUGAGGUCACAAUGGUUACGAGUAUAAGUGUUUUGCUUAAAUUUGGCUUGAUAAAGUAAAAUACUUUAUGUGAUCUGAAAACCAGUUUAAGCAUUUUGCUUGGCCAAGUAAAAUACUAAGUAAAAUACUUAAAUUGAAUACCAGCCCUCUUUUGGGGACAUACAUGUUUUCUUUUGUGACAUGUCACAUGUGAGCAGCUUCCCCAAAUGUAAUAAAAAUUCUAUAAAUUGCUUUUUUUUUUUAAUGAUGACUGAAUGUAUUUUUUCCAUAUAAGCAUGUAAAAAGUAAUGUAUCUAUUUGGUGAUAUAUUAAAUGUAAACAUAUUAUAAAAUGAUUUCAACUUUAAAAAAGGGCAAUUUAUGGAAUUUACUUGUUUGACAUGUGGGGAACUGCUAUGAAUAACUAAAAAAAGUUGUUCUUUCGUGGACUUUACACUUAAUUUUAAUUUUGAAGUUUCUCUCAUUUCUCUGUUGUUAAAGCCAACUUGAUAUGUGAGGUUUAUUCCGGCAUUGAUAGAACUUCCUGGCACAAGCUGUCAUUGUUAGCAUGUACAUACAUACCUUUGUUUGAUUAAUGUAUAAAAUAUACAAAUCAAUUAAUUGUUCUUAUUUUUGAUGUAUUAAACAAUGUCUCAAAAUAAA
Messenger RNA from Lytechinus pictus (painted urchin), 3915 nucleotides. Its product is annotated as ubiquitin-conjugating enzyme E2 variant 2-like. Gene Ontology annotation, biological process: protein K63-linked ubiquitination; DNA damage tolerance. Gene Ontology annotation, cellular component: nucleus. Bases 88 to 507 code for a protein of 139 amino acids. Lineage: Eukaryota; Metazoa; Echinodermata; Echinoidea; Temnopleuroida; Toxopneustidae. The record is from RefSeq and is a predicted model, not a curated record. The transcript is spliced from 5 exons.